Molecule: messenger RNA, 1479 nt
Organism: Saccharomyces paradoxus
Lineage: Eukaryota; Fungi; Ascomycota; Saccharomycetes; Saccharomycetales; Saccharomycetaceae
Gene: CDC1
Product: putative lipid phosphatase CDC1
Exons: 1
Coding region: 1-1479 (492 amino acids)
Biological process (GO): GPI anchor biosynthetic process
Cellular component (GO): endoplasmic reticulum
Molecular function (GO): hydrolase activity
Source: RefSeq, a predicted model, not a curated record
AUGGUAUAUCGUAAUAGGUCAAAGAGUGUUUUGUCUAAACACAGCAAGAAGAGCGACGAUAAGGCCCAUUAUAAAUCACGUUCGAAAAAGAAAUCGAAAAGCAAGAGCAAGAGCAAGAAGUUAAGAAUCUAUUGGAGAUACAUAUCUAUUAUAUGGAUCUUGUGGUUGGGAUUAAUAUACUAUUAUGAAUCGGUGGUUGUGAAGAGAGCAAUGAAGAAAUGCCAAUGGUCAACUUGGGAAAAUUGGCCUAAAGGCGCUGAAAGUCAUAGGGUGGGUUUAUUUGCCGACCCACAAAUAAUGGACGAAUAUUCAUAUCCUGGAAGACCUCAAGUAGUUAAUUACUUCACAAGGGUAAUUGUUGACCAUUACCACAGGAGAAAUUGGAAAUAUGUUCAAUAUUACCUGGAUCCUGAUAGCAAUUUCUUCCUGGGAGAUUUAUUUGAUGGAGGGAGAAACUGGGAUGACAAGCAAUGGAUUAAAGAGUACACGAGAUUCAACGAAAUAUUCCCCAAAAAGCCACUAAGAAGAACAGUUAUGUCUUUGCCAGGUAAUCACGAUAUUGGAUUUGGAGACGAAGUCAUUGAAUCCAGUUUAGAAAGGUUUUCUAGCUACUUUGGAGAAACUUCCUCUUCCUUAGAAGCCGGAAAUCACACCUUUGUACUUUUAGAUACAAUUUCGCUUUCGGAUAAAAAAAAUCCAAAUGUUUCAAGGGUUCCUAUGGAGUUUUUGAACAAUUUUGCAAUGGACUCACACCCACAUCCCAGGAUUCUUCUAACUCACGUUCCCUUAUGGAGAAAUCCAGAACAACAAACGUGUGGUAAACUUCGUGAAUCCAAAAAACCUUUUCCUAUUCAGAAAGGGCUUCAAUAUCAGACCGUUAUUGACGAAGAGUUAUCUCAAGAAAUUUUAACGAAAACUCAACCAGAAAUUUUAUUUUCUGGAGAUGACCAUGACCAUUGUCACAUAUUGCACUCAUAUCCAUCUCAGGGAGAAGCCAAAACUGCUCAAGAAAUUACAGUAAAGUCAUGUGCAAUGAAUAUGGGAAUCAAUAGGCCAGCUAUCCAAUUACUCUCCUUAUAUAAUCCUUCAGAUUUGAAAACAGUGAAUGCCGGCGAAGAGUAUGAAUCAAAAACUUACCAAACAGAGUUAUGUUACAUGCCAGAUCCCUUCAAGGCUAUCAAAAUGUACCUAUGGGGAUUAUUAUUCUCUGCUAUAUUUAUCCUAUACAUGCAUUUUUUCCCAAAAUCUUUCAAUAAUCAUGUGGCAAUCACAAUGAACAGAGUAUUUUCACGACCUGAUAAUGUCGCCUCGGACUUGCCGUUACCUACAAGUGUUUCUAAAUCAAAAUCAAGAAAAUCAUUGACACACACUAAAUACGCUGUAAAUGAUACGCGUUCGGUCAAACAAUUUCUAGCUAAUGCAACUAUGCUAACGAUUUCCGUGAUGUCCAUUUUUAUUUAUUUUUAUACUGUAGUCUAG